Myzus persicae (green peach aphid) is the source of this 1262-nucleotide messenger RNA. RefSeq lists its product as uncharacterized. The coding region runs from base 163 to 1173 and encodes 336 amino acids. The record is from RefSeq and is a predicted model, not a curated record. The transcript has 5 exons. Lineage: Eukaryota; Metazoa; Arthropoda; Insecta; Hemiptera; Aphididae.
CUGUGUAAUUCGUGUGCCCGUAUGUCGUUUCUGUUCACCAGUACACUUCCCAGCACGUUUAUCUAGCCCAUCUAGAUAUUAUAUUUUUGUUUCUGCUGUUUGUUUGACUUACAUUUCUUACAUUUUCUUGAUUAACCUGCAUAAUAUACAAAAGGCACAACCAUGAUGACGGCGAUAGUACUAGUAAUGACGUCGAUUAUUACUAUGAUUAGUGUUCCCGGAGAAGCUGCCGACUUGAGACAAAAUAAGGAUAUUCUAGGAAGCACUCCAGGAAUCCAAGGUAGAUGCCCAAAGAUCGAAUCCGCAGAAUAUCUGAAAGUAACCGCGAUGGGUUCGGGUUCUUUGUUUAUGGUUGGCUGUGCCUCCAUCGACUACAAUUCUAGUGACACUAUGAUACAAUCAUUCAACCUGUGGAUUGGCAGUGUACAACACGGAGGUCAACGUUGCGAUGACCAGGUGCGCGCCAAUUCAGGCAUGAAACAUUUUCAUUUUGACUGUCUGUCAGAAUCAUCCUCGCCGUCAGAAGACACCAACAAUGGACCUAUGUUCGUUAGGCUUAACGGUAUAGCUACCAACAAGGGUGGAAGGCCAGAUCAAAGAUGUGCCUUGUACGAGCCUGCCAGCUGGAACGCCACUACAUUCCGGAUGGCGGUUAGCGGAAACGCUUCCUGUGAUGGCUUGUCAGACAUGCUGUACCACCCGCAGCUAAUGAUCCCUAAGACCAAGAAAGGGUCCAUGUUGAUGCUAUCUAACCCACAGCUGAUAAUCCCUGAGUCCAACAAAGGAUCCAUGUUGAUUCUGUUGAACAGGGCCAGAUUCUACACUCCAUCAACAUCACCACCGGUUGAUACGACAACCACUGAGUCAAUGGAUACGGUAAUCUGGAAGGCACCGGAUUGCAUUCUAAAGGAUUUAGAAAGUCAACCCAACCCGAGUCCAGUGGUUCAAGAUAGUGGCAAAAGUGGUGUAAAUGACGAACGUGGUUCUCAGUCAAAUGAGAAUAGCAAAGUUGAUGUCACCAGUAUGUCUACUACCGAGGACAACAAUAGAUCACGCCUACCACUUCCAAAUCCGGUCAUGGAAAUACUCUUGUCAUUAGAGUCCAGGCGUAAGCGCUCAUUAAACCUAACAUACACAGAUUAUUCAGGUUUCAGCUGGAUUCAAGGUUUUUAACAAAAAUUUUGUAAUUUUUUAAACAUUUUGUAUCCUUACCUGGACAGUGGACAUAAAUAAUGAUUAUAAAAAUAUAAUAAAUAAUUAAU